Molecule: messenger RNA, 2123 nt
Organism: Drosophila serrata
Lineage: Eukaryota; Metazoa; Arthropoda; Insecta; Diptera; Drosophilidae
Gene: Srg2
Product: Sting-regulated gene 2
Biological process (GO): transmembrane transport
Cellular component (GO): membrane
Molecular function (GO): transmembrane transporter activity
Source: RefSeq, a predicted model, not a curated record
ACUCGUUACUAUGUAGCCUGACGACUCUAAUCAAUGCCUGGCACCUGCGAUAAGCUCUGUGCCCCGCACUCCAGUAUCAGUUGGGCCAGGCCCGAUCUCGGCGAUAAUAUAAAAAUCAUUUGGCCUGCGGAUCCAGUGGCCAGUUUCAAAUCGACCUCUUGCGAAGACGGUUCGCUUCGGUAAAAGAGCUAAACGAAUAGAAUGCAGAACGACAAGUUUGGUGCCCCGCAGGAGCUGGUUUUCGUACCACCAUCACAGCAGCCACCAGGAUACCCACAGCCAGGAUACCCACAGCCAGGAUACCCACAACCAGGAUACCCACAACCACCACAGCAGGGCUAUCCGGCACCGAGCUAUGGACAGCCACAAAUGACUCCUGCUCACACAUACGGAGGUCCUCCACCGCCGCCGCCGCAGCCUCCGCGGGAUCCUCCCACCCGAGUAGAGGGUCCUCGCGAAGGAUGCUGCUCUUUCAACCAAAGGAAUAAGCCUCAGGGGAAUGCCUUAGGCACAGCUGGUCUGAUCUUCGCCUCUGGAGGCAUGAACAUAGCGUGGGCCAUUGGCUUCCGAGGACCCAUUGCCUAUCACACGACUAAGCAUAACUUUAUAGCUUGGUUCAUUGGCGCCAUCAUUGGGGCGGUGCUCACCUGCGGACUGACCAACAAGGUGCCCAAGAAGAUAGUCCUGCAAUUCUCCUCGGUUCUGGUCAUAAUCGGUGGCCUGGUGAUCGCUUGCACCCACCAGAACGGGAGUGGAACCAUAGCUGCCUGCUACCUGGACGGGAUUGCCAACGGCCUGGUGUUUGCUCCAUUCAUGGCCUUGGCCGCUGAGCUCUCGGUGGCCUAUAAGCGGGGUAUUUUUGCCACCAGCAUGGAGCAGGUUAGCUUCGGCGUCGGCAUCCUGCUGCAGAUCAUAUACACCAGUUCCUGGAGUUACAACACUUACACCGCGUACAACGACUUCACGGCCGACAACAUGAAGGGAGUAUUGAGCACCAUUUUCGGAUUCCUGGCCCUGAUUAUGGGCACCUUCAUGACCAUCGAGUCGCCGGUGCUGAUGCUGGCCAAUAAUGACGAGGCUGGGGCAGUCGAUGCCCUGCGCCGCCUGCAGAAGCCAGCCGUGAUGACGGACGAGACCUACGAGCAGCUGGCGGAGCACAAGCGCUACUUGGCGGAAAACAAGAGCAUGACCCUGGGCCAGAGCAUUAGCCAGGCGUUGCCCACGUUCCUGCGACUGGCCUACCUGCGAGCCCUCAACGCGAUGAGCCUUUCCUCCUUCGUGAUCUUCACGCUGGCCCUCUCCAUCUUCCUUAGCUACGGACUAUCCAGCUCGCAAGGAUGGUACAUUGGUUUUGCCUUCUGCCGCUGGCUGGGCACCUUGUUCACCAGCUUCUGUAGCGACUCACUGGGCAGGAAGAAGCCCACGUUGGUGGGCCUCCUCGUAGCCGCCUGCCUGUCCUUCGCCGUUGGCGGCAGAUACGGAUUCGGGAACUACAUGGAUGGCGUGACCAUCCUGCUCCUGUUCUUCGCCUUCUUCGCGGGCAUCGCCUUCACGCCCAGCUCCGCCUACGUUUCGGAGGCCUAUCCUCUGGGCGUGAAGCAGCACUUCAUCUCCCUCACCUUCAUCGUGGAGAUGUUCGUCUUCCUGAUCAUACAGGUGUGCGAUUUCAACCUGCGCCAGGGAUACAACUAUUUCUACAUCAUGGGCGGCAUGUAUGUGGGCGGAUUCGUUAUCGCCUUGGUUUCCUUGCCGGAAACCAGACUGCUGACCAUGCGUGGUGCCCAGGAGCAGUUCAGCCGAUUGCUUAAUGUGCGCUUCUAGUCCAGGAAAGACCUGGAAAAAAGCUUUGAUUGUCAACAAUCGGUUAAUAUAAAAGUAUUUCUUACUUAUAGAUAAAUGCCAUGGAAUUAAAAAUUCCAAAAGCUUUAAACGUUUUUAAUUAAAAUGCAAUUGGUUUAAUUCUUAAAGAACUCGGAUUCUUAGACAUAUUUCACCAUGGAAUUUUAUUACUUUUAGUGACCAAUAAAUGGUCGAUUGGGAAAAUCCAAUCGGGGAAGAACCUUCGCUGUUAUAAAGGAUCCUUAUCUAGCACUUUGUUAAUUAAUAAAAAAUGUAAUACACAA